ACGUCAUACUGACGUUUACAACGCUGGAAAAAUGGCUGCCUGGUAGUCGACAAGAAAUUUACCAGAUAAUUUUUUUGUCUUAUGACUAGAAAUUGAAAGAUGUCAUCCUCCAAAGAACAAGCUAAAGAAAACAAGAAGUUGCCAGGUGUUCUGAACCUGAACAAUGAGGUGGUGAUGAUGAGGAAAGAGGUGAAGAGGCUGAGGGCUCUCGUCAUCAGGAAGAUGACCCGGCAGAUCGCAGCCUUGAAGAAGAAGAAGGGAACCGUGGAGGACCUGGAGAGGAACCGAAGAAGAGUCGAAAGGCUGCUGGAAGAAAUCCACCAGAUGAAAGACCUCAAACCAGACCAGGUCACCAAAGCUGCCCUGCAAAAGAACCUGAGCUUUGAAAAAGUUUGCAAAAACCCCAAGUCCACGCUGUGUGAGCGAGCCACAGCACGCAUCGCAUCUCACCCUCAGUUCAGCAAGAAGAUAGACGCCAUCAAAGCUGCUGUUAAGGCCUUCAAAGAGGAGAGGGUGAAGGCAGCAGGAAAGCAGACGGGGAGGAACGAAAAGCAGCCUGACAUGUCAACAAGCCAGUCGAAGGACUGUGAUGCAGAAAAACUAAAAGGCAUGGAGAACCAGUUGUUGGAGGUGAAGGAGGUGGUGGUACAGGAGGAGGAGGAGGAGGAGAAACAUGACAAGGAGCAAGUAGAAUGCAAGGACAAUGAGGAGAUGGAGGAUGAGAAGGUGGUGGAGGUAGAGGAGGAGGAUGAGAAGGUGGUGGAGGUAGAGGAGGAGGAGGAGGUAGAGGAGGAGGAGGGGAAGCAUGCAGCUGGAGAAGAUGGAGUUGAAGAGAGUGAGAAAGCAGCUGGAGAAGAAGCUGCUGAAACAGCAGAGAAGAAAAGCCCCGCUAAAACUGGCACUCAGGUCAAGGUGUUAGAGACUAUGGCUUGCAAGCUCAUGACAGUGCAGAACACAGACUCACAUAGUCUCCCAAAACAAAACAAGGUCAAAGAUACAACCGGCUCACAGAAGGGACCCUGCCUCAAACCAGACAGGACCAAGACAGAGGCUCAGAACACAGGGGAGGAGGAGGAGGACAGCAGGAACCAAGAGGAGAGCGACUUGGAGUUGUCUGCUAGUGAGGAGGAGAAAGAGUACUUUGACGACAGCACAGAGGAGCGUUUCCGUAAGCAGUCCUCCCAGUCAGAGCAAAGUGAAGACGACGACUUCUUCUUAGGAAAGGUCCAGAAGUUCAAGAAGAAGAGGAGCAGCUCUGCCCCCCGGGUAGUUAGGGGGAGCAAGACUGAGCCAGGAACAGACUCCACCUGCCCUCCUCACAGCUCAGACCACAACCAGGCAGAGCUUGACGAACUUGAAUCCAGGCUGAACUCCAGAGCCACCAAGAUGAAGUCUGUCUUCUGUUCCUCCCUGUCCUAUGGGUCCAGAAGGGGAGGGCAGAACCAACCUGGGGGAGGGCGGGGAGGAUCAGGGGGGAGGGGAGGGAGUCGGGGAAGGGGCAGAGGAGGAGGCUUUCAGAAUCAAACCCCGGAAGGAGGAGCCUCCAGGUUUCAGAAGCAGGGUAGAGGAGCAGAGAGGACACCCGCCCUCCCCAGGUUCAGCCGUAACAACGGAGACACAGGUCACCAGUCACACGACAGCAGCUCUGUCGGGAGGGGGAGGGGCCGGGGGCGAGGGGCUGGUUCUAGGCAACAGGGCGACAGGGGUUCUUCCCAUCAUGCACCUGAGCAGGCACUGCAUCCGUCAUGGGAGGCGAGCAGGAAGAGGAAGUUGCAGGGCAGCCAGAUCCAGGUCUUCCAGGGGAAGAAAAUCACAUUUGAUGACUGAAGCUCGGUUCUCAUCAGCCCUGGUGCCAGGUGGCCGUACGGAGCAUCAUGUUUCGGUUAAGACUCAGCUCCUUGUGUUCGACGAGGCUCGUCUGCUCCUUGUGUUCGACGAGGCUCGUCUGCUCCUUGUGUUCGACGAGGCUCGUCUGCUCCUUGUGUUCGACGAGGCUCG
This is a messenger RNA of Hypomesus transpacificus, 1998 nucleotides long. RefSeq names its product serum response factor binding protein 1 (gene srfbp1). The record is from RefSeq and is a predicted model, not a curated record. Gene Ontology annotation, biological process: maturation of SSU-rRNA. Gene Ontology annotation, cellular component: 90S preribosome; nucleus. Lineage: Eukaryota; Metazoa; Chordata; Actinopteri; Osmeriformes; Osmeridae. The transcript has 4 exons. Bases 100 to 1827 code for a protein of 575 amino acids.